GAGGUUGUACCAUGACUUUGGCGAGGGCGUCCAGCGAGGUGAGCGAGGUGAGCGAGCCCAGGGACGAGGAGGCUGGCCAAUCGUUCCGGCUGCUGGAGAACAGUCUUGCGCUAGCGCGCCGCCAGCUCGCGGUCCAGACCUCACUCCUCGGCGACGCGCAGCAACGGGUGGAGAUGCUGGUGGGCCAGCAGCAGCAGCUGGUGGGCGCCGCGCCCGCCCACGCGGCGGACUCUGCCGCGGCCGACGCGGCGCCGGUGCUCGCUCGUGCGGACGCGACGAUGGUGGACUCGGACACCAAGGUUGCGCGGUUGCGAGAGCUGCUCGGCGCGGCGGUGCGCGCCCGGUCGGAGCAGGCCAGCGAGCUGGCCAGCCUCCGCGCGGACCUCUCCGCGGAGCGCUCUGCGGCCGGCUCGCUGCGAGCGCAGCGGAGGCGCGAGCUUGCGCAGCUGCAGGAGGCGGAGUUGCGGGUGGAGCAGCUGAGCGAGGAGCUGGGCGCGCUGCGCGCGGACUCGCAGGAGCGCGUGCGCGUGCUCGAGGGCCGCAUUGCGGACAUGGAGGAGGCGGAGCAGAAGCGAGUGGCGCUCGAGGAGGCCCUUGCGGCGGCAGGCCCUCCGCCCGACGCGCCGCCGGUCGCGGUGAUUGCAGCCCCGGCGACAGCCGCCGCGGACUCCGGCGUCCCGCCCGGUGGGUUCGAGCUCUAGACGGCCUUGUCGACAUUCGUUCGCGCGCCCCGUCAUCUUGAGGCGUUAUGCGUCAGCUUCACGUGUGAGCCUGGCGUGGUUGCUCGCCGUGUGACGGUUGACACCAGACGGAGACGCAGACGCACGGCCGCGGGUGGUAGUACGUGCGUCGUGCGUCUUUUUGCUGUUUGCUCGAGUAUAAACAUGAAACGGAAGCAUGG
Messenger RNA from Emiliania huxleyi CCMP1516, 901 nucleotides. RefSeq lists its product as hypothetical. The transcript has 2 exons. NCBI's taxonomy places the organism in Eukaryota, Haptophyta, Isochrysidales, Noelaerhabdaceae. The annotation marks the transcript as partial. The record is from RefSeq and is a predicted model, not a curated record.